Messenger RNA from Abrus precatorius (Indian licorice), 1668 nucleotides. RefSeq names its product AP2-like ethylene-responsive transcription factor AIL5. The record is from RefSeq and is a predicted model, not a curated record. Bases 1 to 1581 code for a protein of 526 amino acids. The transcript has 9 exons. Lineage: Eukaryota; Viridiplantae; Streptophyta; Magnoliopsida; Fabales; Fabaceae. Gene Ontology annotation, molecular function: DNA-binding transcription factor activity; DNA binding. Gene Ontology annotation, biological process: regulation of DNA-templated transcription.
AUGGACUCUUCCUCCUCAUCACCGCCAAACAACAACAACAACUCCCUCGCUUUCUCUCUUUCCAAUCACUUUCCCAAUCCUCCCUCUUCACACUCUUCCUCUCACCUCUCUCUUUUCAACUCCUUCACUUAUCCAUCUCUUACUCUCACAGGCAGCACCACCGUGGACGCAUCGCCGGAGGCAACCGAUGGCACCGCCAGAGGAACAAUCAACCUCUCCAUAUUCACUGGUGGACCAAAGUUCGAGGAUUUUCUGGGCGGUUCUGCCGCAACAACCACCUCCACGUGUGCACCCCCAAACCUUCCACAGUUCCCCACCGACAACAACAUAUACGAUUCGGAGAUGAAGACAACAAUAGCCGCUUGCUUCCCACGCGGCUUCGCCGCCACCGAACCUCGAAAGCCCUCCCCAAAGAAAACCGUCGACACCUUCGGCCAACGCACGUCCAUCUACCGCGGCGUCACACGACAUAGAUGGACCGGGAGAUAUGAGGCUCAUCUUUGGGAUAAUAGUUGUAGAAGGGAAGGACAAAGUAGGAAAGGUAGACAAGUUUACUUGGGUGGUUAUGACAAGGAAGAGAAGGCAGCUAGAGCUUACGAUCUCGCAGCUCUCAAGUACUGGGGUCCAACCACCACCACCAACUUUCCUAUUUCCAACUAUGAGAAGGAACUGGAGGAGAUGAAGAAUAUGACCAGGCAAGAGUUUGUUGCUUCUCUACGAAGGAAGAGCAGUGGUUUUUCUAGAGGGGCCUCAAUUUACAGAGGAGUGACGAGGCACCACCAGCAUGGCCGAUGGCAGGCGAGAAUAGGCAGAGUUGCCGGAAACAAAGACCUUUACCUUGGCACUUUCAGCACUCAAGAAGAAGCUGCAGAAGCCUAUGACAUUGCAGCUAUCAAAUUUCGGGGACUAAAUGCUGUCACAAACUUUGACAUGAGUCGUUAUGAUGUAAAGAGCAUUGCAAAUAGCACACUUCCCAUUGGGGGUCUAUCUAGCAAGAACAAGAAUUCAGCAGAUUGUCUAUCUGAGAGCAAAAGCCACGAUGCAAGCCGAUCAGAUGAACGAGAUCCAUCAUCAGCUUCAUCCGUAACCUUUGCAUCACAUCAACCUUCGAGCUCUACUUUAAGCUUUGCCAUACCCAUAAAGCAAGACCCUUCAGAUUACUGGUCCAUCUUGGGGUAUCAUAACCCUUCCCUUGAAAAUAGUGGCGUUAGGAACACUACUAAUGUUACUACAACAACCUCUUUUCCAUCUUCCAACAAUGCCACUGCUAGUACCACACCCUUCCACAUGGACUUCUCCACUUGUCCCUCAAACACAAGCAAUGAUAACAAUGCCGCGUUUUUCAGUGGAGGAAUCUAUGUUCAGCAACAAAGUGGUGGUUGUGGAGGUGGAAACAGUGGUUCUCCUUCUACUUCUUCAAGCUGUUCAAUCCCAUUCGCCACGCCCAUAUUUUCUUUAAAUAGUAAUAGUAGUUAUGAGAGUGGUUCUGGUUAUGGAAACUGGAUUGGACCUACCCUGCACACAUUCCAAACCCAUGCAAAACCCAGUCUCUUUCAAACUCCAAUAUUUGGCAUGGAAUGAGCUCAUGCACGAGGUGGGAUGAGAAUCUGUGCAUAUAAUGAUGAAAGGGGAAGGACAGUGGUGAUGGCAUUUUAGCAUGCAAUGCAA